Molecule: messenger RNA, 883 nt
Organism: Tricharina praecox
Lineage: Eukaryota; Fungi; Ascomycota; Pezizomycetes; Pezizales; Pyronemataceae
Product: Endoribonuclease L-PSP-domain-containing protein
Exons: 5
Coding region: 234-713 (159 amino acids)
Cellular component (GO): cytosol; mitochondrion
Molecular function (GO): deaminase activity
Source: RefSeq, a predicted model, not a curated record
ACAUUGGUUGGCUGUUGGCCAUUCUGCAUGCGGAUGGCCUAAGAUUUUCUCUUUAGAGGCUCCGCCGCCGUUGGUUUUUCCCGCACUCCGAACAUCACCACCUUUUACCCCGCCAAUCCACUCCGCCCCGCUGCGCCGCCCGCUACGAACGCACACUAUUCCGCCGUUAGGCCACCUAUUUCUGCCCUUUCCAACUAACUAAGCCAAAAACGUGGGAAGGAAAAGAGGCAAUAAUGUCAUCAUCGUCCGGAAACGAAAUGUCUUCCAUUCCUAAGCCCGUCCGCACUCACGAUGCCUGCCCUCGUAAGAACUCCACAGGGAUAUCCCAGGCGAUCAAGGCCAACGGCCUCGUCUUCGUGUCGGGCCAGAUUCCCGCCGACAAGACCGGCGCGAUCAUCAGCGGCACGAUCGAGGAGCAGACCGAAGCCGUCUUCGCGAACCUCUCCGCGGUGCUCAAGGCCUCUAACAGCUCGUUCAACAAGGUCGUCAAGGUCAACGUUUUCCUGUCCGACAUGGCAAACUUUGCCCGCAUGAACAGCGUGUACGCAAAGUACUUUUCCGGCCACAAGCCCGCGCGCAGCUGCGUCGCCGUUAGGGAGCUCCCCUUGAAGGUCGAUGUUGAGAUCGAGUGCAUUGCCCUGGAGGAUAACACUCCGGGCAAGAGGUCCGCGGUCGCGGCUCAGGCCGAGAGGGAGAACGAGGAUGACGACUAGAGGGAAUGCAAAUGCAAGUGUUGGAAAUGAAGGGAUUAAGUUUAUAGCCAUGAGAAGUUCAAAUGAAGGACCCUAAAGAAUGGUUGUGAUUGCCGAGCUCAUGAAGAAGCGGAGAGUUGCACGGCGCAACUCGGGAACUAUGGAUGAUUGCAUCGCUGAGUGACCAUCGC